UAAGACAACAAUUAUUUACUUCGAAAAAGGGCUAAGGGUGCCUGCGGUCUCGAGACUCAGAAUCAUAGUAUUAUUUCCGGUUUCGGUCUGAAGAACUGCGAUUUUUGCAAUUCUCCUAUCUCAGAAAGCUUACUCUCUUUCUUAGAUCCUGUAACUACUGUCGAUUGAYGUGGAUUCUGCACCAACUGGUCAUAAUUCUGCAAAUUUACGGCCAGAGAAACUUGAAGUUUUCAAUCUUGUUGGGGUUCUUCAUCAAUUGAAUUUUUGUGGCUAAAUAAGGAGGUGGGAAAAUGUCAUUCGAUCUGCUGCUGAAGCCGUCGUGCAGUGGAUGCGGGUCCUCGACGGAUUUGUAUGGGAGCAAUUGUAAGCACAUGACUUUGUGCUUGACCUGCGGCAAAACUAUGGCUGAGAAUAAGGGCAAAUGUUACGACUGUGGCGCUACUGUAACUCGCUUAAUAAGAGAAUACAAUGUUCGAGCAAGUGCAAGUAGCGACAAGAACUACUUCAUUGGUAGGUUCAUGAGUGGGCUGCCAAACUUCUCGAGGAAGAGAAAUGCUGAAAAUAAAUGGUCUCUUUACAAGGAAGGUCUUCAAGGACGCCAGCUUUCUGAUGCCUUGCGGGAGAAAUACAAGAAUAGACCCUGGCUCUUGGAAGAUGAAACGGGCCAAUUUCAGUUCCAAGGACAUCUUGAAGGUUCACAGUCAGCAACAUAUUACUUGCUUGUAUUGCAAGGGAAGGAAUUUACUGCCAUUCCUGCUGGUUCUUGGUACAAUUUCAACAAAGUGGCACAGUAUAAGCAACUUACGUUGGAGGAGGCAGAAGAGAAAAUGAAGAAUCGAAAGAAAACAGCUGAUGGAUAUGAAAGAUGGAUGAUGAAAGCUGCAAGUAAUGGUCCUGCUGCUUUUGGUGAAGUCGAGAAGUUUGAUGACAAAGAUGCUGUUGGUGCUAGUGGUCGGGGGCGCAGGAAAACUACUGGUGAUGAGAAUGAAGGUAAUGCCUCAGAUAGGGGAGAAGAAGAUGAAGAAGAAGAGGCGGCAAGGAAGAACAGGUUGGGCCUCAAUAAAAAGAGCGGCGAUGAUGAUGAUGAGGAAGGUCCUAGGGGAGGUGACCAUGACAUGGACGAUGAUGAUAUUGAGAAAGGAGAUGAUUGGGAGCACGAAGAAAUUUUUACUGAUGAUGACGAAACUACUGCUCCUGAUCGUGAAGAAAGGGAGGAUUUGGCCCCCGAGGUUCCGGCACCUCCAGAAAUCAAGCAGGAUGAAGACGACGAGGAUGAAGAAAAUGAAGGGGAGGGUGGUCUGAGCAAAUCUGGAAAAGAGUUGAAGAAAUUGCUUAGGCGUACUGGAGGUCUUAAUGAUUCAGAUGGAGAGGAUGACGACGACGAUGACGAUGUGGAGGAGGAUAUUGGUGGCACCCCAGUUGUGGCUUCGAAGCAGAAGGAUACAGUUAAAGAAGAAGCUGCAGCCAGCAGUCCCUCAAAGCCUAUACCUUCUGGAUCUUCUAAGGGAACCCCGUCUUCUACGAAGGCAUCCAAGGGGAAAAGAAAAUUAAAUGGCGACGAUGUGAAACCAUCUAAUGUACCUCCGAAGAAAGUGAAAACCGAGACGGAYUCGAAGUCUACAGACGAGGGUGUGUCUACAUCUAAAAGUACGGCCUCGAAAGGUGCACCGGCAUCAGUCAAAACAGAAUCGGCAUUGCCUUCUGGACCUGUUACUGAAGAAGAAAUCAGGGCUGUUUUGCGGCAAAGGACUCCUGUGACUACACAGGAUCUUGUUGCAAAAUUCAAAGCAAGACUAAGGUCUCAAGAGGACAAGAAUGCAUUUGCAGAAAUACUGAGGAGAAUUUCAAGGAUCCAAAAGACUAAUGGAGGACCAAGUUAUGUUGUGUUGAGAAAACCUGAAGACUAGAAGAAGAUUUCAAUUUAUGCUUCUUUUUGAUGCAGCUGGUUCAUGAUUCCCAUCUGGUUGGUGGGUUACGGCCAUCAAAAUGUGUAUUUAUUUACUUUUUCGAUACAAAGGAUAAAUUUGUGACCUUGAAAGAGGCAUUCGCUGUUGGAAUUUAAGUUGCAAGAGAUUUGUCCACAUUAAUUAAGAAACGAAAUAUUCCACAGA
Momordica charantia (bitter melon) is the source of this 2111-nucleotide messenger RNA. RefSeq names its product transcription initiation factor IIF subunit alpha RAP74 (gene RAP74). Gene Ontology annotation, molecular function: RNA polymerase II general transcription initiation factor activity; DNA binding; TFIIF-class transcription factor complex binding. The record is from RefSeq and is a predicted model, not a curated record. Gene Ontology annotation, cellular component: nucleus; transcription factor TFIIF complex. Gene Ontology annotation, biological process: transcription initiation at RNA polymerase II promoter; positive regulation of transcription elongation by RNA polymerase II. NCBI's taxonomy places the organism in Eukaryota, Viridiplantae, Streptophyta, Magnoliopsida, Cucurbitales, Cucurbitaceae.